UAUAGUUAUAGACAACGAAGUACACACCAUGUUAUGAUUUAAAUAUCCUCAACACUAGAAUUUGUUUUGAAGAAAUCCGUUCAAAGACAUGUAUUAUGUAAUUUUGUUCUGUAAUGCUAUUGGUAUAGCACUGAUGGCCAAAUACGUAUACGAUAAUGAAAGAAGAAUUAAGGAAAUAUCUGCAACGCAUGAUCAAACAGGUAAAGCUUUAGCGGUAUUUUCAGAGACAAUAAGUACUAUGCAGAAUACCAAGAAAGAAUUUCUUGGAGACACAGGUUCACCGAUCCCUUCCAGUAAAGUUGCAUUUCAUGCAAAAUUGGUACAUUCUAUAACCCUUGGUGAGAGACAGAGUGUUAUUUUUGACCACGUGAUAACCAAUGCUGGUAAAGCAUAUAACCAACAUACUGGUCAUUUCACAGCACCCUUGGAUGGAACGUACUUCUUUGCCUGUACAUUUCUAUCGGACGGUAGUACACGUCUACAUCUUCAAAUGUUUCUGAAUAGCAGCGAAAUAUCAAAAGGGCAUGCACGAAGUGGUGAAGCAGCGUCAGGAUCGAUGAACGCAGUUAUAUAUUUGAACAAGGGAGAUGUUGUCAAUGUGCGUCAUUUUCCUGGCCAAGGAUCGCAAACUAUACAUGGCGAUUGGAGCUACUUUACGGGUUAUCUUCUCUAAUAUCUCAGUAUUAAAAAUGUUUAUAGAGAAUGCUUUUUGUAUAUUUG
Molecule: messenger RNA, 720 nt
Organism: Mytilus trossulus (common blue mussel)
Lineage: Eukaryota; Metazoa; Mollusca; Bivalvia; Mytilida; Mytilidae
Product: heavy metal-binding protein HIP-like
Exons: 3
Coding region: 89-673 (194 amino acids)
Molecular function (GO): protein binding
Source: RefSeq, a predicted model, not a curated record